This is a messenger RNA of Darwinula stevensoni, 926 nucleotides long. Lineage: Eukaryota; Metazoa; Arthropoda; Ostracoda; Podocopida; Darwinulidae. The record is from the annotation of a GenBank genome assembly.
GGCGGAAUCCAUGGAAUGCAUGUUCUUGUGAUCGUCAUCGGGGGGGAGGGGGGAAAGAGCUCCAGAGUGUGGGUUAAUUAGUCAUGGCAGGUUUGGUUGCCGACUACGGAUCAUCUGGUUCAGAAUCAGAUGCUGAAGAAAAUCCGUCUGAAGAUGGUGGCUUGUCUCACGACUCAAAUGCCGAGGCAGCUCGAAUUGAUGGAAUGCCGGUCAAAACACAGUCAGGAAAUGGACUGGAUGCCUUCUUUGGCUCUGAGGCUCGGGAUGAGGAUGAAGGCACCCCUGAUGAUUCUGGACAAGUGAAACAAGAAGAACCUGGAGUUGGAAGAGGUUCAUUGAGGAAUCCCUUCCUGGAUGCUGCUCAAGGGAAGAAGCAGGAACAAUCUGUGUUCACUAACCCAUUUCGUGAAGCAGAAGAGGCGAAACUAGCCAUGCUUGAGAAACAUGUGAAAAUGGCACCUGACAGAGCCAAUCAGCUCUUUAUCAAUGGGAAAAAAGUGUGCAUAAACUAUCGUAAAGGUCGGUGUCGCUUUGGACAUAAUUGCAAAUUUGCACAUGAUUCAGACAUUGAACAUGGGCUUGGACCAUCAAAAACCAUGGCUCCUGGGGUUUCAACUGUGGAGCGGUCUCCAUCAAUAAUGCCAGAUCUACUUGGAUGGGAUCCUUCUGUUGUGAACCGUAAAAAUGCUGAAGAGGAGGAAACUGAAGAAACUAAGAAGAGAAAAAUGAGAACUGGGCUUGGUGACCAGCUGAAUCCCAGCAAGAAAGUUAUGAAAUUUUACACACAGCAGAAGACCAAGGAAUGUCCAUGGGUUAUUACCUCUGACAAACCUAAGAGAUGAGGUAUUUGUCACUCAUCUUGUUAUUUCUCAUAUCAGAUGUGAUUCCUUUGAUUCAAUAGAUUUUGAUUUUAAUGUCUAUAAACA